AUUAACCCCUCGACGAGGGAGCGUUAAAAGACGAUACCUCCCUCCUAUUUCUCCCUCUUUCUCUCUCUCAUAUUCCUCCAUAAAAUCUUCUGCAAAAACCACCUUCCUUCUUCCAUAUCUCCCCAUAAUCCAGGAAUCAUUUUAUCCUUUUCUAUUUUCCCUCCUUCAUUCUCAAAUAUUAAAAACUAAAUUCCAAAUACACCUUAAAAAUUAAAAAUGUCAUCUUUCCAAAAGCCAACAACAAUCCAUGAAAUUAGGCAAAAGUUGUGUACCAAUAUUGAUAAACUUUCUGAUAGAUCAACAUUUUCUCAAGCUUCAUCUGAACUUAAUUAUUUAGCAAAAACCCUUCCUUUAGAUUUUCUUCCAACAUUUUUAUCAUCUAUUCUUUCCAUUGAUUCUUCAUCAAAAUCCCCCGUUAAAGUUCAUGGUAUUAAUCUUCUUUCUCUUCUUUCAAAUACCCAUAAAUCUUUUCUUUCUCCUCAUAUUCAAAAAAUCAUUCCUUUUUUUCUUAAACGUUUAAGAGAUUCAGAUUCCUCCGUCAGAAAUGCUUGUAUUUCUGCUGUUUCAUCACUUUCUUCAUUAAAUUAUGUUCCUUUGCUUGAUUCUUUUCUUGGGUCGAUCUCCAUUGAGCAAGAUUUAAAUGCCCAAAUGGGUUGUUGCUUGUGUUUGAAGGCAGCCAUUAAUGGCCGAAAUUUGGAGGAAAGAGAAGAAGGAGAUUUGAGGAAAAGGGUUUUACCUAAAGUUAUGAAAUUGUUAAAAAAGGAUGGGUUUAAAGCAAAAGGAGCUUUAUUAGGAGUAAUUGAAAGUAUUAUUGGUGUAAAUAAUGGAAUUGUGAUUAAUGGUAAAGUUGGAGGAAAUUUGGUGGGAAAUGUGGUUGGUAUAACUGUCGACAUGUUAAGUUCUGAUGAUUGGAUGGCAAGAAAAUCUGCUGCUGAAGUUUUGCUUAAAUUAGGUGUUGUUUUGGAUGAAGAUGCUGCUGCUCAAGUUAAAAACUUCGUUGUUAAUUCUUUGGAGUCUAGGAGAUUUGAUAAGGUUAAAGUAACUCGUGAGAUAAUGAACCAAGCAUUGGAGGCUUGGAAGGAGGUACAACCUGGUGGUCCAGACCAACAAAAUGUUUUAUCAAGAUCUAACUCACCUAUUUCUAAAGAUAAUGUUACAUGUGGGGCUUCAACAUCCAUCCCUAGAAGAUUCUCUUAUGCUGGUUAUGAAACUCCUAAACCAAAGAAAACAAUGGCCAAAUGUAGGUCAUCUUUGUCUGAUGUUUCAAGUAUCACUUUCUCCCCUUCCAUGUCUCCAAGCCCUCAAGAUAGUUUUGGUUUUGAAACGCCGCAAAGGAAGGAAACACUAUCCAAGACCAAAUCAUCCUUGUCGGACGACUCAAGUAUCACCGAUGAUUCUUCUUUAGUCUCGAAAAGUUCCUAUGAUCACGGUUUUGAAGUGUCCCAAUCAAAAAAACCGAUGUCCAAGAGGAAGUCUUCUUUGCCCGUCAAAAAGAAGAGUUACUCAAAAAAAAAUGAUAAGAAAUCAAGUGCGUACGAAUCAUUGGAUUGGAAAGUUGAAAUAGCCGUUCCUCAGUCUCUAUCUGAAAAGGCGGUAUCAGAGGAUGAUGCAAAUAGCUUAGAAAAGACUUCAGAGGAAAGGGUGCUGAGAUUUAAUGCUUCUAAAGCCGGAUCUUGUGUGAUUCCUUUAGUCGAGAAGGAUGAGCCUCGGGAGGGGCUAGCCAUUGAAGGUGGAGGAAAUGAAGAGGUUGGUGAAAGCAAUGCAGACUCGGAGGAUCUAACUUUGAUCAGGAAACAGCUUAUUCAGAUAGAGAGACAGCAAUCUGACUUGCUUGUUCUUAUUCAGAGAUUUAUGGGUAAUUCUCAAAGUGGGAUCGACUCAUUGGAGACUCGAGUAACUGGCCUUGAGCGAGCGCUUGAUGAGAUCUCCCACGACUUGGCCAUGCAAAGCGGAAGGAUCACGAACAAUGACUCGACAGCAAGCAGUUGCUGUCCCAGUACAGAAUUCUUAAGUCCCAAGUUCUGGAGAAGAACUGAAGGAAAGUCCUCCAAUUUAAAGUCAUCACACUCAGGUAGUGUGCCUAAUAAAGAGGCCAAGUUUGAUACUACACCAAUGGACGGUUACACGCUUCAUGAGCAGCAGAGCGAAGGCAUAUACCGGGAAUCAUGGGGAAGCGUCAAAGGCAUUGGACAAAGUGUUCCAAGAGGAAGAAAUUGCAGCCCUAGAAGCUUUGAUUCCGCUUCAACUGCUACAUGUAUUACUUCGGUGGGUCGAGGAGUAUAGACUGCAGCAUCUACGAUUAACAAAGUUUACAACACCUUUAAAAAUGAAUGGAUCCAAUAUCGUAUUAGUGGAGCAUGUAUAUUAAUUGGUCCAUUCAACUUCAAAAUGUGCUGCUUGUCAACUGAAAAUAUCCUCUUUGUAUUACAUUUUGUUCUAUCGUGGCUGCUUGGCUGGUACGAACGAUUGUUAUAGAGCGAUGAUUAUCAUAUGCCUUUUGCUGAGGGGUUUGAGGGUUUGUAGUACCUUGAUUUAUUUCCAAUUUCUUUGAUGUAAGUGGUAUAUAACUAUAUAUAUGAUGCUUGUACAGAGAGACCAAAAAUAUCUUGAGUGUUUGGAGCGUAUAAUGUCAAAUUUCUCUUUAUACUGACACGAGUCUCGUAUUAUUCUAACUUCUAUAUUAAAUUGAAAAUUAUUACCAAAACGAUGAAUACAUGUCAAAUUUCACCUCCAACCUUUGGACAUUUGGCCCUUUAGUUUUUUCUUGAUUGAUCAAAUAAUUUUUUUAAUGUUUUUGUGCCUCAAAACUAUCGAAUUUUUUUUUUUGACCAACUAACAAGUUAAAAGCCAAUUUUAAUAAAAAAAUAAUAAAAAAUUCACUUACCGCCUAACGCCCUAAGAUAUUAAUGGAUUUUUAAAAACCCAUUCAGUGAAUGAGAUAUUAGUUUUCUAAUACUCUUCAUGAUUGUUUAACGAUCAAAUAUUCCGAUGUUCAAAACGAGAGAAAAAUACAUACAUAUUUAUAUAUCCUUUUAAGUGUAGCAAUUUUAAUAAGAUAAAGAAAAUAGAAAUAUUCUUAGAAAUUUUUUUUCUUUGCGUAAAGAAAAAAGAUAAUAAGUAUAUUACAAGAUUUGAUUCUCAAUUACAAUAUUAAAAAUUCAGAGAGAAUAACUCAAAAUUCUUUAUGAGUAAAUUAUAAAUUUCUAACAUAAAUCAUGACUGUGUCUGUGAAAUUGUAGUGAAAGUAUAUAAUUAUCAAAUGUUACAAAAGUUAAAAGGACUAAUGGUGGUGGAUUAGCGUAGGUAAGGCAGGUCUCGUUAUAUAUUGGUGCCUGGUGGAGCUCCAAAAAUUCAUUUUUCUACUUAUUUUAUUUAUUGUUAUUUCAAUCACUACUGUUGUGAUUAGUGUGACUUGAGUGCACAUUUGAUGAGGUGCAUUCAUGUGUGACCUUUGGGAUGAAUUCCCAUAAAUGGAUUGUUAUGGAUGUAUUAAGUUAAGUUUUGAUGAUUGAUUUAUGAUGGUGAUUAAGUAUGGAUUAAGUAUGGAUUAAUGUGGUUGUAAUAAGGUAAUGAAGUGUGAGAGUUAUGGGACUUAAUGAAGAAGUUGAAAGGUUGAUUCGAGAUGCUCUACUAUGCAUGUCGAGCAAUACUGUCAGAAAGCCUUUGAAGUGCCGCUCGACCAGCCCGCUCGACCGAGCGAGCUUCAGGAUGGGUCGAGCGAGCAGGCAGAAUGCAACCAGAAACUUCCUGAAGUCUGCUCGACCAAGUCACUCGACCGAGCGAAACCCUGUUUUGGUCGAGUGAAGUCUCUGAUACUCCUAGAAUGCUGUUUUGUGACUCUUCAUGUACUUAGAGAUGUUUCAUUAUCAUUUAAUCAUAGCUUUAAUGUACUUAAUGUUACUUAGUGUGAUCUCUCCUAUAAAUAGAGAGCUCUCAAUCAUCAAAAAGGAAUCCAAAAAAAAUACACCCCAAGCCAAACACUAGCCUAUAUCUCUUCUCUAUUGUAAUUCUCCAUAUUUGAGAGUUCUUUGAACUCCUUUUGAUAAUAUAAGAGA
Amaranthus tricolor (Joseph's coat) is the source of this 4055-nucleotide messenger RNA. Its product is annotated as TORTIFOLIA1-like protein 4. The transcript has 5 exons. Lineage: Eukaryota; Viridiplantae; Streptophyta; Magnoliopsida; Caryophyllales; Amaranthaceae. The record is from RefSeq and is a predicted model, not a curated record. Gene Ontology annotation, molecular function: microtubule binding. The coding region runs from base 217 to 2283 and encodes 688 amino acids. Gene Ontology annotation, cellular component: microtubule.